Molecule: messenger RNA, 3314 nt
Organism: Chinchilla lanigera (long-tailed chinchilla)
Lineage: Eukaryota; Metazoa; Chordata; Mammalia; Rodentia; Chinchillidae
Gene: Gfra2
Product: GDNF family receptor alpha 2
Exons: 9
Coding region: 698-2092 (464 amino acids)
Biological process (GO): nervous system development
Cellular component (GO): signaling receptor complex; external side of plasma membrane
Molecular function (GO): signaling receptor activity
Source: RefSeq, a predicted model, not a curated record
GCGGAGAGCGAGAGCGAGGGAGUGGAGAGGAGCGGAGAGGGAGGGCGAGGAAAGACGCGCGCUGAGACACACGGCCACUGGAAUUCCAUUAGGAAAAAAGUGAGCGAACGAAGGUUAGCUGAAGAUUUUUAAAAAAAUCUUUUCUUCAUCUUGGUGGGAAAGAAGGGACUCCGGUCUCCUGUCCUCGGAGCACCGACUGGAUUGUUCCCGACGCUCACACCCGUCGCUCACACCCGUCGGUGGAUUUCUUUCCGAUUUGCAUUUGUUCUGACCUCCUCCCUCGCCACCUCCCUCCAGCUCUGCACUCUUCGAUCGCCUCGCCCCCCACCUCCCCAGUCCCCCGGGAAGCGCAGGGGUAUUGGACCCGCGGGGGCUCUCCUUCCCGGACGAGUGGAGGGGAGGGCUGACCUCAGGACCGGCUGUGGGCUUAGAAAGCAGCCAGAAACAGCAACGUGUGCUUGGUUUUGGUGGGCAAGGGGGGGCGUCGAGGGGCAGCCCACCGCCCGCCUCCCACCCUACCCGCUCCAGCCAGAGGCGAGAAUCGCAGGACUCAGGAUAUCAUCAGGCGGACAGGCUGUGAUCUCCGCAUUGGAUUCGGGGCUGAUUACCACUGCUUGGCUAUUAUUAUUUUUUAAAAUUUUGUUUCAUUUUUUUAACCUAAGAGAGAAAGACAAAAUAACUGUGGGAUUUAUUUAACAUGAUCUUGGCAAACGCCUUCUGCCUGCUCUUCUUUUUAGACGAGACCCUCCGCUCUUUGGCCAGCCCUUCCUCCCUGCAGGGCCCUGAGCUCCACGGCUGGCGCCCCCCAGUGGACUGUGUCCGGGCCAAUGAGCUGUGCGCGGCCGAGUCCAACUGCAGCUCCCGGUACCGAACGCUGCGGCAGUGCCUGGCGGGCCGGGACCGCAACACCAUGCUGGCCAACAAGGAGUGCCAGGCAGCCUUGGAGGUCCUGCAGGAGAGCCCGCUGUACGACUGCCGCUGCAAGCGGGGCAUGAAGAAGGAGCUCCAGUGCCUGCAGAUCUACUGGAGCAUCCAUCUGGGGCUGACAGAGGGUGAGGAGUUCUAUGAAGCCUCCCCCUACGAGCCCGUGACCUCGCGCCUUUCGGACAUCUUCAGGCUUGCUUCAAUCUUCUCAGGGACAGGGGCAGACCCGGCUGUCAGUGCCAGGAGCAACCAUUGCCUGGACGCUGCCAAGGCCUGCAACCUGAAUGACAACUGCAAGAAGCUGCGCUCCUCCUACAUCUCCAUCUGCAACCGUGAGAUCUCGUCCACUGAGCGCUGCAACCGCCGCAAGUGCCACAAGGCCCUGCGCCAGUUCUUCGACCGCGUGCCCAGCGAGUACACCUACCGCAUGCUCUUCUGUUCCUGCCAAGACCAGGCGUGUGCUGAGCGUCGCCGGCAGACCAUCCUGCCCAGCUGUUCCUACGAGGACAAGGAGAAGCCCAACUGUCUGGAACUCCGCACCCUGUGCCGGGGAGAUCACUUAUGCCGGUCCCGGCUGGCGGACUUCCAUACCAACUGUCGAGCCUCCUACCGCACACUCACCAGCUGCCCUGCCGACAACUACCAGGCGUGUCUGGGCUCCUAUGCGGGCAUGAUCGGGUUUGAUAUGACCCCCAAUUACGUGGACUCCAGCCCCACCAGCAUCGUGGUGUCGCCCUGGUGCAGCUGUCGCGGCAGUGGGAACAUGGAGGAGGAGUGUGAGAAGUUCCUGAGGGACUUCACUGAGAACCCGUGCCUCCGGAAUGCCAUCCAGGCCUUUGGCAAUGGCACAGACGUGAACGUGUCCCCCAAGAACCCUCCAUUCCAGGCCACCCAGGCCCCUCGGGUGGAGAAGACUCCUUCUUUGCCAGAUGACCUCAGUGACAGCACCAGCCUGGGGACCAGUGUCAUCACCACUUGCACAUCUGUCCAGGAGCAGGGGCUAAAGGCCAACAACUCCAAAGAGUUAAGCAUGUGCUUCACAGAGCUCACGACAAAUAUCAUCCCAGGGAGCAAAAAGGUGAUCAAACCUAACUCAGGCCUCAGCAGAGCUCGACCAAUGGCUGCCUUCACCGUGCUCCCCCUCCUGAUGCUGAAACUGGCCUUGUAGGCUCUGAGGACUGCGUUGAGAGAUUUCUACAAGCUAUAGAACUCCCACCUGAGAAAAUGGAAAGUCACCCACUCUCACAGACACACACACACACACACACACACACACACACACCUUGCAAAAAAAUUUUUUUUUCCCACCUUGUCUCUGAACCUGUCUCCUCCCAAGUUUCUGCUGUGGAGAAGUUUUUCUAAACCAAACAGACAAGCAGGCGGACAGCCUGAGAGCCAGCCCAGAGGUCCCCUGGCAAGGGACAUCCAGUGCCGAGGAGGGUGCAGGCUCUAGAAAUGCCCUUUAUUGUCUCCAGUGUUUUUAUCUCUGGACCCUUCUGAAGCAAGAGACCACGGCGAGACUGCUGGUGUGGAAGGGACUGUGCUGUGCCUGAUGCAGGCUGGGGACAGGACACCUGCAGCUGCUCUCUCCAGCUGCCCACUCUGAGGACCUGCCAGGGUCUGGAAGUGGGCGUCGGUCAGUGGAGAAGCAGGGCUGGCCAUGUGGUCCUGCUGGGCCCGGUCGGCCCCUCCUCUUGCCUUCAAAGAUGGAGAUGAUUUGCUUCCCUCUCUGCCCUCUGGUAGCUGGGUGGGGCUGUCUGAUGUGGGAACUCCAUGGCUGCACUGGGUCCCCCGACUGUAGCGUGGGUGGGGGGCCUAGGGCCAACUCCAGGGGGCGCCUGGGAGGCCAGCUCUAGGCUAUGUUUUCCUUCCUAGUGGCAGGAAUUUUAAAGUCAGAUAUGAUGCUUUACUGGCUUGAUUUCUUUGGAUCCAUUUGGUGGGGCUUCCCUUGGGAGAGGGGCCGCAGAGGCGGGCAGAACAGACCGAGGUGAGACGAGUGUCACUACACCGUCUGGUCUCUCGAGCUCUCUCCUCUCCUGACCCCUCUCCUGGUUUCCACUUUCUGCAUUUCCAAGACACACGUCAACUGUCUGUACAUGAUGAGGUUCCUUUCUCAGUGUAGGUGUAUAUACACAUCCGUAUACAUAUAUCCUGUGAUCUCCUUUCUCUUUCCUUUUUCUAAGAAACAAAACUAUCAAAAUAAUACCCCACAGAUGAGCGAAAAUGUAUUAUUGUAAAGUUUAUUUUUUUUAAUAAUGUUGUCUAUAAUGGAAAAAAAAAUGGAAAUGGACUCCUGGAGCCCCGCUCCAGUUGGGCUGAUGGGGCUGUGGCCGGGGACUCCUGAUCCGCACUCACUUAACCAAGGCUCCAAUAAACGUACUAGGAAGCAA